AAGGAAUGUUCUAUUUCAAGAAUGUCAAGCAAAGAAUUGCUGCACUCUCCUGCAGAAGGUGCAGCCUAUAGAAAUCCAUAUGCAUGGGAUCCAGCAUUUUUACCCGGCGCAUUUUUUAAGGAACAAAGCUAUAAUUUACAGAAAGAAGGAGGAUACUUUUUGUCUCGUGACAUCAUAAGAGUGCAGCCUCUUAAAACAUGCAAGGGCCCCAUCAGGAUUGGGCUGUCAAGAAAGGCUCGGCCAAAGAAGCUUCAUCCUUAUCUGAAAUGACUUCCUGGAUUCUUUUACCAACCUUCACAUCUGGGAUCACUCUGCUUGAGAACUGUUGAAAUGUUUUAACGUUAAUUUUUUGGUACUUUGAUCUUUGUGG
Messenger RNA from Melospiza georgiana, 370 nucleotides. It is a transcript of the gene RAD51AP2, whose product is annotated as RAD51 associated protein 2. The transcript has 3 exons. The coding region runs from base 22 to 270 and encodes 82 amino acids. The record is from RefSeq and is a predicted model, not a curated record. Lineage: Eukaryota; Metazoa; Chordata; Aves; Passeriformes; Passerellidae.